Molecule: messenger RNA, 1665 nt
Organism: Vicia faba (fava bean)
Lineage: Eukaryota; Viridiplantae; Streptophyta; Magnoliopsida; Fabales; Fabaceae
Source: the annotation of a GenBank genome assembly
AUGGAAAUCGAUUCAUCUUCCUCACCUCAACUGAACCAGAGCGAGGUUGAUGCCAAUGGACAGAAACUGAAUCGUAACAAUAAAUGCGGAGUUCGAAUUGUUGGUAACAGAAUUUAUGAUUCUGAAAAUGGCAAAACUUGUCAUCAGUGCCGGCAAAAAACAAGGGAUUUUUGUGCUGCAUGCAAGAAUCCAAGGAAUGGGAAGCCUUGUACCAUUAGGUUCUGCCACAAGUGUCUCCUAAAUAGAUAUGGGGAAAAAGCAGAAGAGGUUGAUUUAUUGAAUGAUUGGAUGUGUCCCAAGUGCAAAGGCAUUUGUAACUGCAGUCUUUGCAUGAAAAAAAGAGGGCAACAGCCAACUGGUUUGCUAGCUCAUACAGCCAAGAAAUCCGGUUUUAACUCCGUGUCAGAUAUGCUUAGCAAGAAGGCUUCCGAAGGUUUGGAAUUGAACAGUAGUGCUGCUAUUUUGCCUGAAAAUGAAGGUACUUUGAAAAAGGAGCUUGUAUUGGGUCUAUCAGGGGAACCUGAGAAGGAAAACACCUUAGGUGGAACCAAUGCUUUAAAGGUCGGUCAUGAGAAAACCAAGAAAGUGAAGCGGGAAAACUUAAAGGAAAUAUCUAAUGGCAGCAGUGUUGGUGAUGUUUGCCAAAAUAAGAAAUUAAAAAAGCCUAAACUGUGUAAUGGAAAUGAUAAAAUGGAAAGAAAAGUUGAGGAGGAUCAUGAAAAACUUAAGGAAGAGAUUCCUUUACCCAUUGGCACUGAAAUUACAAAAAUAUUAGAUAUUGAGUUAGCACCAGAAGAUGUUGGGAAUGCAUUGCAGUUUUUAGAAUUCUGCAGAGUGUUUGGAAAGGCUCUUGAUGUCAAAAAAGGAGAGGCGGUGGCUGUUUUAAGAGCAUUGAUACGUAAGCAAAAUUUGCGACGUGGACAAAACACCUUAGUGGUUGACUUUCAAAUCAAGUUGUUGACUUUUAUAGUAUCUGAUUCAGAAAUUGAGUCUUCGCCCUUGACUGCUAGCUGUGGAAAAAAUUCAUGGCUGAAAGUUCUGGAGGAAUUGAUUACUGAAUCUGAUCUUAUACUAAAAGAAUUUCCUUUGGAUUGGCUUAAUAAAGGUGUUAGUGGAUAUUAUGAUUUGGACUUGUCGAAAAAGUUUAUCCUUCUGAAUUUCAUCUGUGAUGAAGCUCUGGGCACAAUGAAGCUAAGGAGUUAUAUUGAUGAUGAAAAUGAAAGAUUUGCAGAAGAAAAGAAAGCAGCAAAAUCUAAGGUUGCUGAAGCUAAGGGAAAGGAAAAAAGUCUUAAGCAAAAGCUGCAAGACGAGAUGGCAAAAGCUGCUGUAUCAAAUGGAGUUAACCUCUCAAUUUCAGAACACGACACUCUUCUUGCAACAAUAAAAAGUGAGGCAGCGAAAACUCAUGCCGAGUUGAUUGAGGCACAGGGCACAGUUCCUAAAGGGAACCAAUGCUGUGACGCAGUGAGAAUUGAACAUCAGUACAUGGAUAACAGUGGUAAGGCAUUCUGGAAAUUAAGAAGCUGCGAUGAUGAACAUGCUUUCUUGUUACAAGAUAUCAAGAUCGACGGUGAAGAUGCUGUUAAAGUUGAUGAAAAAUGGCUUGCUUAUGGAGCCGAGCAGAAAGACGAGGUCGAUAAGUACAUUUCAUCGAGAAAUUGGUAA